GAGAUUUGUAGAUAUAUAAACACUUAGUGUCCCCAGUAUGUCAAGAACACCUCCUCAAAGAUCAAAUCACAUCCUUCACGAGGAAACUUUUCAACAACAGAUUGCUCGGCUUUCAUGACCAACAUGAAGAUCACACUCCUCGCACUUUUUGUGAUAAGCGGAACGUGGGCGGCGGAUUUGCGGUCGAAUUGGAAAAUUGGACAGCCGGUCAGCACUUCUAGUGGGCAUGUCAUAGGUGGCAGAGCCAGCGUUGGUUCAGAAGUCUCUGGGUAUUUUGGAAUCCCGUAUGCAAAGCCGCCGGUAGGCAAUCUGCGAUUUGCCCCGCCUGAGAGGUUUGAAGGAAAAGAGACGAUCAAUGCUACGAGCUUUGGUGCAUCUUGUCCCAUCAGCAGUGACUUCGGACCACUAGCGGAUGCGAACUACACCAAUGCAAACUUCACGACAGUAGGAAUGUUUCUUGUCACCGUUUUGAAUCAAACGGGAGAUGUUUUCAGUGAAGAUUGCCUGACUCUGAACGUCUGGACCAAACCACAAGUAGGGGAAAAGAAAAAGGCAGUCAUGGUCUGGAUUGUUGGAGGAGGAUGGACUACCGGUACGACAAACAAUGUUUAUGGGAACGAUGGUGAACACAUCGUUGAUGAGGAAGAUGUCAUUGUCGUCUCGAUGAAAAGUUAUCGUCUGAAUAUCUUUGGCUUUCCAGGAAUUCCAGAUCACCCAAACAACCUCGCCCUGCUUGACCAAAGGCUUGCAGUUGAGUGGAUACGAGACAACAUAGCCAGUUUUGGUGGCGAUCCAUCCCGUAUCAUUCUGUUCGGACAAAGCGCUGGUGCGGAAGGAGUAGAUUUCUACUCGUAUGCUUGGACAUCGGAUCCUAUCGUCAAAGGACUUAUUAUACAAUCUGGUUCCACGGGUCUAAGAGCAUAUCCAAAAGAGGACUCUGCAGCAGCUUGGUACAACGUCACUUCCACGCUUGGUUGCGGAGACUCGGCGUCAAAUACUAGUGUGGUACUUGAGUGCAUGAGGCGCCAAACAACCGAAGAUAUUCAGAAAGCCAUUCCAUUACAGGUUGUACCCGGUGGCUCUGCUGCAUUUUGGCCCACUAUUGAUGAAACCGUAGUCUUCUCGGAUUAUCCAGCUUUGGCUGCUGAGGGGAAAUUUAUCAAAGUGCCACUCCUCAUCGGGAACACAGAUAACGAAGCUGGCUUCUUCAAAGCCAUCGGCACAAUCUUAGGUGUCCACGAGUCUGAAAUCUUCUGGGACCAAUUUAAUCUUGCAACCUUUGUUUGUCCUUCAGCCACUCGUGCGAACGCCAGUAUCUCGGCCCGUCUCCCAACUUGGCGCUACCGUUAUUUCGGCAGCUUCCCAAAUCUUCAGAUCCAGUCCAAUCCUGAUAGUGGAGCAUAUCACUCAUCUGAACUGAGUCUCUUGUUCAGUACAAUCCCUCCUACUGGAAUUCCAGGAAUACCUCCUCCCACAGAAGACGAAUUCCAGUGGGGGAAAUAUAUCAGGGGUGCGUGGGCAACAUUCGCCAAGGAUCCAGAAAGAGGGCUGAAUAGAAUUGGCUGGCCAAGAUGGGAUCCAGAGAAACGAACUUUGAUUAGAUUGGCAUACGGCAAUUGCACAGGUCCAAACGAAGCCUCACCACGAAUGUAUGAUCGUUGUGCUUGA
This is a messenger RNA of Hyaloscypha bicolor E, 1668 nucleotides long. Its product is annotated as alpha/beta-hydrolase. Bases 115 to 1668 code for a protein of 517 amino acids. The record is from RefSeq and is a predicted model, not a curated record. Lineage: Eukaryota; Fungi; Ascomycota; Leotiomycetes; Helotiales; Hyaloscyphaceae. The transcript has 3 exons.